Messenger RNA from Nipponia nippon (crested ibis), 2218 nucleotides. The record is from RefSeq and is a predicted model, not a curated record. NCBI's taxonomy places the organism in Eukaryota, Metazoa, Chordata, Aves, Pelecaniformes, Threskiornithidae.
AUGCCAUCUGAGAGGUGCCUGAGCGUUCAGGAGAUGCUGACAGGUCAGAGGCUUUGUCAGUCCAGUUCCCAUAAUGAUGCUGUCUUGGCAGCCCUGAACCAACAAAGAAGUGAUGGCAUACUUUGCGAUAUCACCCUAAUUGCUGAAGAGCAGAAAUUCCACGCACAUAAAGCAGUCCUGGCAGCCUGCAGUGACUACUUCCGAGCAAUGUUCAGUCUCUGCAUGGUUGAAAGCGAAGCUGAUGAAGUGAAUUUGCAUGGUGUCACAAGCCUUGGUUUAAAACAAGCCCUGGACUUUGCAUAUACUGGACAGAUCCUUUUGGAACCAGGGGUGAUACAGGAUGUCCUAGCAGCUGGGAGUCAUUUGCAGCUGCUGGAGCUUCUCAGUUUAUGUUCUCACUAUCUCAUUCAGGAAUUAAAUAGUUUUAAUUACUUGGACCUGUAUAAGCUUGCGGACCUCUUCAACCUCACCUUGUUGGAGAAUGCAGUGGUUGACUUCUUAGUAAAACAUCUCUCCGAGCUACUGAAGAGUCGUCCUGAAGAAGUUCUGGCACUCCCAUACUGUCUCCUUCGAGAGGUUUUUAAAAGUGAUAGACUCACUUCACUCAGUGAAGAACAAAUCUGGCAGCUGGCUGUGAGGUGGUUGGAACACAACUGCCGCUACCAGUACAUGGAUGAACUUCUCCAGUAUGUCCGCUUUGGCCUUAUGGAUGUGGAUACACUGCAUACCGUAGCUCUUUCUCAUCCUCUUGUCCAAGCUAGUGAAACUGCGACAGCACUUAUUAAUGAGGCCUUGGCUUAUCACCAGAGCAUCUAUGCACAGCCAGUUUGGCAAACCAGAAGGACAAAACCUCGCUUCCAGUCAGACACUCUUUACAUUAUUGGUGGGAAAAAACGUGAAAUCUGUAAAGUGAAGGAAUUGCGAUACUUCAAUCCGGUAGAUCAAGAGAACGUUCAUAUCGCAGGGAUUGCAAACUGGAGCGAGCUAGCACCUAUGCCUGUAGGGAGAAGCCACCACUGUGUUGCUGUCAUGGGAGACUUUCUUUUUGUAGCUGGUGGAGAGGCAGAGCACUCCACAGGGCGCACUUGUGCGGUGAGAACUGCCUGUCGAUACGACCCCCGCACUAACUCUUGGGCUGAGAUAGCUCCAAUGAAGAACUGUCGGGAACAUUUUGUGCUGGGAGCAGUGGACGAGUACCUCUAUGCAGUAGGGGGCAGAAAUGAGUUGCGUCAAGUGUUACCUACAGUGGAACGCUAUUGCCCCAAGAAGAACAAGUGGACCUUUGUACAGUCCUUUGAUCGAUCGCUCUCAUGCCAUGCAGGAUAUGUGGUGGAUGGUCUUCUUUGGAUAUCAGGAGGAGUAACAAAUACUGCACAGUAUCAAAACCGGCUCAUGGUCUAUGAUCCUAAGCAGAAUAAGUGGUUAAGCCGUAGCCCGAUGUUGCAGAGGAGAGUGUAUCAUUCCAUGGCUGCUGUCCAAAGGAAACUUUACGUGUUAGGUGGGAAUGAUCUGGACUACAAUAACGAUCGGAUCCUGGUUCGGCACAUAGACUCCUACAGCAUAGAUGCUGACCAAUGGACACGUUGCAGCUUCAACAUGUUGACAGGUCAAAAUGAGUCUGGAGUGGCCGUCCACAAUGGUAGAAUAUAUUUAGUUGGCGGCUAUUCGAUUUGGACAAAUGAGCCUUUGGCAUGUAUCCAGGUGCUGGAUGUUAGCAAGGAAGGGAAGGAAGAAGUGUUCUAUGGGCCUACGCUCCCCUUUGCUUCCAACGGAAUAGCAGCAUGCUUUCUUCCAGCUCCUUAUUUCACGUGCCCCAACCUUCAGACUCUGCAAGUGCCUCACCACAGGAUCGGCACAAUGUGAGACACGAAACGUGCGCUUCAUAAAAUCAAAAGCAAAGGGAGAAAAAAAUCAAACCCUGUGUACAGAAGGGUUUCUCUGGAUCAGUGAAAAGGAUCAAUCCACAUGGGCUGCUGCUUUACCAUCACACAUUUGUCUUAAAGUCGGAUCACAGCAGGCAGGAAGGAAGCUACAAAAUUCGUCUGCUGUUUCUCUCCUCUGCCUCGGAUGUAGAAGCAUAUACGUGAGAGCGUUUGGCAUUUCUGCUGGUGACUACUUGCUACCUGUCUCUCCUUCGUUUCCUUAUGCAACUUCGUAAGGUGUUGUGAAUGCUCUCAGCUCCUCCUGGGCUGCUGCUCUUUGGAGUCUGCACGUUCAG